GACAAUUGAAAAUUAUUAUCAUUGCUUUACCUUUCUAAAAAUGGCCUCCGCCACGAUGAAACAAUGGACCAUUGAUCAUCCCGAUAAGGACAUGGAAGGUUUGCGCCUAGAAGAAGUGUCAUUACCUUCAGUAUCCGAUUACGACGUGCUAGUGAAGUUCGAGGCAGCAGCCCUCAACUAUCGUGAUGCGGCUAUCGCCAAGGGAACGUUUCCCUUCGCACACAAGUAUCCAAUCGUCCCAGUUUCCGAUGGUGCUGGUGUGGUCAUAGAAGUUGGAUCGCGAGUGAGAGAAUUUUCCCAAGGCGACAGAGUUAUCACCGUCUUCAACCAAGGGCACCAGUAUGGUGACAUCGAUCCUUAUGCAGCAUCAACCGGGGUUGGUGGAACCAUCGAUGGUUGUUUUCGCCAGUUCGGCGUUUACAGCGAAUCCGGAUUGGUUAAAUCUCCGAAGAACUUGACUGCCCUGGAGAGUAGUACGCUACCCGGCGCUGCGCUUACCAGCUGGAAUGCACUGUAUGGUCUCAGGCCCAUCAAGGCAGGGCAAUGGGUUCUAGUUCAGGGAACAGGGGGGGUUGCUAUUUCCGGGCUCCAGUUAGCAAAGGCUGCCGGAGCAACGGUUAUCGCGACGACUUCGUCAGAAGAAAAGGCUACGAAAUUGCGCGCAUCUGGGGCUGAUCAUGUUAUUAACUACCGAGACCAGCCGAAUUGGGGUGAAGUUGCCCGCCGUCUAACACCUGGUCAAGCUGGGAUCGACUACAUUCUAGAUAUUGGAGGUACCAAUACACUCGACCAGAGCCUCAAAUGCAUCAAGAUGGAGGGGAUCAUCAACCUGAUCGGGUUUCUGGGCGGCAGCGACCAGUCUCAGCCGGGAUUCUUGGAUGCUCUGAGUCACAUUUGCACUGUUAGAGGCCUUUAUGUUGGCAGUCGUGCGAUGCUAAAGGACAUGGUUCAAGCAUUCGAAGCAAACAACAUCCGCCCUGUCCUCGAUUCGAAAGUCUUCACGCUUGAACAGGGAAAAGAGGCCCUGGAAUACUUGGCCGCUCAGAAGCAUUUUAGUAAAGUUGUGGUAAAGAUUGACUGAAGAGUAGGAUUAUAGUAGGAGGGAUGUCUUCAGACUCGAGGUUUCUAAAACCUCUCUGUAUUAUAUACUUGGUUCGGUCCUUUACGAACGUCGUUUGUCGCCACCAUUAUUGAUUUUACCACCUUGAUCG
This is a messenger RNA of Aspergillus saccharolyticus JOP 1030-1, 1211 nucleotides long. Its product is annotated as zinc-dependent alcohol dehydrogenase family protein. NCBI's taxonomy places the organism in Eukaryota, Fungi, Ascomycota, Eurotiomycetes, Eurotiales, Aspergillaceae. Gene Ontology annotation, molecular function: oxidoreductase activity. The record is from RefSeq and is a predicted model, not a curated record. The transcript has 4 exons. Bases 41 to 1081 code for a protein of 346 amino acids.